Messenger RNA from Betta splendens (Siamese fighting fish), 4300 nucleotides. It is a transcript of the gene brinp3a.2, whose product is annotated as bone morphogenetic protein/retinoic acid inducible neural-specific 3a, tandem duplicate 2. Bases 1481 to 3769 code for a protein of 762 amino acids. NCBI's taxonomy places the organism in Eukaryota, Metazoa, Chordata, Actinopteri, Anabantiformes, Osphronemidae. The transcript has 9 exons. Gene Ontology annotation, biological process: positive regulation of neuron differentiation; negative regulation of mitotic cell cycle. The record is from RefSeq and is a predicted model, not a curated record.
UUUGAAUAUGACGUAUACAUUCUCUACGCAUGUAGAAAAAAAGAAAUGUGCGCGUGGACGCUUCGUUUAUCAUGUCUGGAAAACACACGACAUAACAGCGUACAUGACUGUUGUUUUGUUUUUUUUUGCUACAAUGCAAACAUGAACUCUAACAGAUACGCACGCACGCGCACAAAUCAAUAGACCUGCAUUUGUAAACCCACGCGCUGCCGCUGCCUUUCACGUUCGUCGGUAUUUACAUGAACACAAUACGACUCACGCCCCCCCCCCCACCCCAUCCCACCUCCCCGCUCCCUCUCAACAGCAUCUCUAAUCUAUAUCCUUAGGGUGUAUUGGCAUUCUCGCCUGUAGAGGACCAGAUCUCUAACACUGAUGUGUGCACGGUACACGCUUUGCCAAGCACCAACCAAGCAGAAAGCCCAUCUCACUCUCCGCCUGGAAGAGAGAGCGCGAGAGAGGGGGAGGGGGGGAGAAAAGUCCCACUGAUUUCAUAAUUAUACAUUUCACCCUUAAGCAUCACCUUCAAAGACGGCACAUGAGGCAGGGCAGCCUUAUGGGAUCACGAGUGGAGGCUCUGAUAAUGAGCCAAAUGCCCUCCAAGAAAACAAAUAGCGCUUUAGAGGCAAUCACGCUGGCCCGGGGGCAGGCUCACAUACAGUAGGUGUUAUUUGUACUGUUUCAGAUUUCACUUCAUAUUAAACUAGUGUCUUAGAGCAAAAACGCACUCCCGCGGUUGCGGUUUCGCAGCGAACCGCUGCUGUAAUUCUCAGUGGCAGUCGCCAGCGUCAGGCGGCGGUGCUGAAGCCUGCGAGUGUUUAUUGGGCCACAACAGGGCCACUGUUCCGCAGCGCUCAUCCAUCCUGGGAGCGCGGUGAACCCGAGCGUGUCUGGGCUGAAAGGCACCCUGUCUCCCCCCAUGAGGGGAGGCAUUCCUCUCCCUGCGUUACUCACCCGCCCAACAGGAAGCUAACGUCUUUACACGUCUGCAGCUUCUUGGUGAACGGUGAAUCUGUCUCACUUCCUGUGUGAGCUGUUCAUCAGGGUGUCGCCGGCGAGGCCUGGUGUGUUCAGCAGCAGACUGGGGGGGGGGGUCUGACACGCCUCGUCAUCUAUAGGCACCCGGACCCGUGCCAACAGGAGGAACGGCCCACGACAGGCUGCGUGCGCUCGCUGUUUGCUGUUUGGUGGCUGACGGCGCCACAUGAGGCGUCGCGUCUAAGGAGAGGAAGCCAAAGGGGGGAGGAGGCGAGGCCCCCUGCCGUCCUUCCUUCCACAGCCGCAGUGAACACACCACGAGGGACCCGAGCUACAGUUUCAGUGGGGUCUGGGGGACGUUGAGGUGAUGCAGGUCCCUCGGUCAAACCAGUGGAGGAUCUCGCACGUGAUGAGCGGCUUCGUCUGCUGAACCCCGGUCACAUCACCGCCGCCGCCGCCGUCGCCACCGCCACCGCCCCAGCCCCCCUCGCCGCCUCCAUCUCUGAUGGCUCUAUGGGGCGUCGUCAGCCUCAGCCUCCACUGCUGGGUGUGUUUACGGUGUGGCGUCACAGCAGCAGCAGCCGCAGCCACAGUCAGCGUCCCCAACGACAAGCCCGGGGGCCCCCUGGACUGGCUGCUGUCCGACAAGGGGCCCUUCCAUCACUCCCCAGAGUACAUCGACUUCGUGGAGAAGAAUCGGCAAGGCUUCUCCACCAGAUACAAAAUCUACAGGGAGUUUGGGAGAUGGAAGGUGAACAACCUGGCUGUGGAGAGAAAGGACUUCCUGCAGUCUCCUUUACCUCUGACACCUGAGUUCAUCAGGAACAUCCGUCUCCUGGGCCGCAGACCCACCACACAGAUGAUCACUGACAACCUGAUCAGGAAGUAUGGAACCCACUUCCUGUUGUCAGCCACGCUGGGAGGGGAAGAGGCCUUAACCAUAUUCGUGGACAAGAGGAAACUAAGCAAGAAAGCGGAGGUGAGCGACUACUCUGGCAACUCCUCUGCCGUGACCCUGGAGGCGCUGCACCAGCUGGCCGCCUCCUACUUCAUCGACAGGGAGAGCACGCUGCGCAAGCUGCACCACAUCCAGAUCGCCUCCACCGCCAUCAAGGUGACAGAGACUCGCACAGGUCCUCUUGGAUGCAGUAACUAUGACAACCUUGAUUCCGUCAGCUCUGUGCUGGUUCAGAGUCCUGAGAAUAAAGUCCAGCUGCAAGGCCUACAAGUGAUCCUUCCUGACUACUUGAGGGAGGGCUUUGUGCAGGCGGCUCUCAGCUACAUAGCCUGCAAUGGAGAGGGGGAGUUCGUCUGCAAGGACAAUGACUGCUGGUGCAACUGUGAUCCCAAGUUCCCAGAGUGCAACUGCCCCUACAUGGACAUCCAGGCCAUGGAGGAGAGCCUGGAGAGGAUCACGGAGACAUGGGGGUUGCUCUAUAAAGAAUUUGAAGAGUCAGAUGAGUUCAAGACAUUCUAUGCGAGGCUGCCGCAGAGUUAUUUCCUGAAUGUGUCAGCCAUCCAACACUUGUGGUCCCUGGACAGCGUGUUCCAGUGGCGAUAUGAGCAGCUGGAGAACAGCAUGCGGGUGCUCUCCAGACGAGCCCAAAGGGUCAUUUUCAAACUCUUCAGUCUCAGUAAAAGAUGCCACAGACAGCCCCAAGUUCAACUACCAAGGGAGCGGCCUCAGUCCUACUGGCUCACACAUUUCCAGUCUCUCCUGUAUUGCUCAGAGAACAACCAGCUCGGCGCAUUCUCCGAGGACCUUCACAGCUGCACCUGUCGAUACGAGCACAGCCCCUGUCAGCUGCCUCCCCCCUGCACCAUUGGCGAGGGCUCGGCCUGUGUGGCUUGUGCACCAGACAACCACACCCGCUGUGGGAGUUGCAACCCUGGCUUCGCCCUCCUUCAGGGUGUUUGCCGGCCCAUGGUGGCAGACUCCACUGAGAACUACCUAGGAUUCGAGACAGAUCUCCAAGAUUUGGAGCUGGGCUACCUGCUGCAAAGAGCGGACCGCAGGCUGGAGGUCCAUGCGAUUUUCAUCAGCAAUGACAUGAGACUCAACAGCUGGUUUGACCCAUCUUGGAGAAAGAGGAUGUUGCUGACACUAAAGAGCAACAAGUACAAAUCCAACAUGGUCCACAUGCUCCUGGGUAUAUCCCUGCAGAUCUGCCUUACAAAGAACAGCACACUGGAGCCCGUCCUUACUCUUUAUAUCAACCCGUUUGGGGGGAGCCAUUCAGAGAGCUGGUACAUCCCUGUCAAUGAGAACAGCUUUCCAGACUGGCAAGCCACUAAGUUGGACCUGCCCUUUGAGUGCUAUAACUGGACCCUGACACUGGGCAACAAGUAUAAGACAUUCUUUGAAACCAUUCAUAUCUACCUUCGGAGCAGAAUAAAGACUCAAGAUGGAGUCAAUGACAGCCUUUAUUACGAGCCUCUAGAAAUGACCGAUCCUGCUCGGAACCUGGGUUACAUGAAAAUCAACAGCAUUCAGGUCUUUGGCUACAGCAUGCACUUUGACCCGGAGGCGAUCCGUGACUUAAUUCUGCAGCUGGACUACCCAUACACCCAAGGUUCCCAAGACACAGCCAUGCUUCAGCUCUUGGAGUUACGGGACCGCGUGAACCGGCUGUCCCCUCCGGGUCAGCAGAGGUUGGACCUGUUUGCUUGUCUUCUCCGGCACCGGCUCAAACUGACUGCCAGCGAAGUGGUUCGCAUCCACGCCUCCAUACAGGCCUUCAGCUCCCGUCUGCCCAAUUCUGUGGAUUACGAGACGACCAAGCUGUGCAGUUAACAGCUACUUGAAGGGAGAUCCGAACUGUAAAUGGCCUCAGAGAGACCUCAGAGAAAUAAACGUUGUGCCAUUCAUGCAGAUCCUUACAGUUGUGCUCUGUCUCUAUGGAUUAUUAAGGUGACUCAAGAGAGGACCAGCUGUGGAUAACUGAAGAAUGUACUGUACUGUUUUGGUUUUUGUUUCGUGGUGACUACCUUCAGUGCUAUAUUAUAAAAAAAUUGAGGUGGCUGAGUGGGGAAAAUGCACAACUGUUUCUCACCAACGAACUGGAACAAAAGAACAUCUGCAGUAGAAAGUAAAUGCCGCUGUAAAUUUGAACCAUUCUGUUUCAAUAUGACUGCUCGUUUGUACUGUAAGUACCGAUACCAAAAGGAUGGACACUUUAAGGUAACACUGGUACAAUCUGUUCGUUUGUAAUUUUUAUAUGUUCCUUUGCUUCAGUGACAGUGCACUUUCCAUGAAGACCAGAAUACAGUGGUGUCAGUUAAGAUUUUGUAGAUAAAUUGAUAUUAAAAACAUCAUGAUAUAAGA